AUGAGGCUCUUGUCUCUUGCGCUCUUCCUGGGCGCAUCAGUCCUGGGCGCCGCUCAAGCAAUUGGUGCAGAACUUCAAGAUGAUCCCGCGCGGGAAAACACGUACUUCAAUGGCAAGAAGGUGCCACCAUUACUCGAGUUGACGGCAGACAACUUCGAGAAAGAGGUCAAGCAGACUAAAUAUUUGGUGGUGAAAUAUUUUAGUCCAUACUGCCCUCAUUGUAUAGACUUCGCACCGACAUACCAAACCCUGUACGAGUAUUAUUACACGUCACAGGGACCUGUCGAUCCCGAGUCAGACCCGCCGCAAUCAUUCGAAAAGUACUACGAUAUCAGGUUCGCUUCACUCAAUUGCGUCGCUUAUGGCGACAUGUGUACCAAACAUAACAUUGAAUCCUACCCCCAAACUAUGCUAUACAAGGACGGCGUGUUGCUUGACAGGGUUAAGGGUGGCAAGCCAAUGCUUGCUGUUGCAGAAUUGGUAGAAACUGAAUUGAAGAAGGAGUUCUCUGGUACACGACCCAAGGAGCUUGUUCUUCCCAAGCCCGGCGCGACGAGUGUCCCCGCAGCCACUGACUCUGAGGCGACUGAACUCAAGGCCAAGUCAGCAGUUGACAAAGAGGACGAGGGCAAGAAGGCCGACAACACCGGUGCGACGAGUCUCUCUGCAACCGCUGACUCUGAGGCGACUGAACUGAAGGCCAAGUCAGAAGUCGGCAAAGCGGACGAGGUUGAGAAGGCCGACAAGAUCAACGCGGCUGACAAGUCUGACAAAUCUGAGAAGUCCGACAAAACCGAGAAGCCCAAGGCGGAUAAGGCCGCAGAGGAGGAGCCCACGAAAGUCGACGAAAAGGCGCCUGUCAAGGUUGAGAAGACGAAGCCUGCAAAGCCAACCGUUACUCCCAACGAAAAGGGCCUCUCUAUGUCCCUCACUGCGGAGAGCUUCCAGACUCUGGUGACCAUGACCCAAGAGCCGUGGUUCAUCAAGUUCUACGCGCCCUGGUGCCACCAUUGCCAGGCAAUGUCUGCGAACUGGCAGCAAUUGGCCAAGGAGAUGAAAGGGAGGCUUAACAUCGGUGAGGUCAACUGUGACGCAGAAUCUCGGUUGUGUAAGGACGUCCGAAUUCGCGGUUACCCGACGAUCCACUUCUUCAAAGGAGGCGAGCGCGUAGAAUAUGACGGUCUGCGCGGACUUGGUGACUUCGUGAAGUACGCUGAGAAAGCUAUGGACGUUUGCAGCGGUGUUCAGGAGGUCGAUGCCGCGUCGUUCCGAGCGCUCGAGGAGAAGGAAGAAGUCAUUUUUGUCUACUUCUAUGACCACGCCACCACCACCGAGGAUAUGAUGGCUCUUGAAAGGCUUCCCCUGAGCCUUAUCGGUCACGCCAAGCUGGUUAAGACAAAAGACCCUGAACUGUACGACCGAUUCAAGAUCACGACAUGGCCAAGGUUACUGGUGGCACGCGAAGGGCGCCCCACGUACUACACUCCUCUUACGCCGAAGGAAAUGCGUGAUACCCGUCAAGUGUUGACAUGGAUGAAAUCGGUCUGGUUACCCAUUGUCCCCGAGUUGACUGCAUCCAACGCCCGCGAAAUCAUGGAUGGGAAGAUUGUAGUUCUCGGCAUUAUUAACAGAGAGGACCAAGAGUCGUUCCUCGGAGCUAAGCGAGAAAUGAAGAGCGCGGCGAACGAGUGGAUGGACAAGCAGAUCCAACUGUUUCAACUAGAACGACAGGAGCUUCGAGAUGCUAAGCAACUACGCAUAGAGGAGGCUGAGGACCGAAACGACCAGCGCGCACUCCGUGCGGCUAAGAGUAUCCGUAUCAACAUGGACAGGUCCGAUCGCAAGGAGGUUGCUUUUGCUUGGGUCGAUGGCAUCUUCUGGCAGAGGUGGAUACGCACUACCUACGGCAUUGAUGUGAAGGACGGGGAGCGGGUCAUUAUCAACGAUGAAGAUAAUCGACGAUAUUGGGACACAACCAUCACGGGCAACUACAUUAUCCCUUCGAGAACCUCCAUCCUGGAGACGAUUUCCAAAGUCACGGCGUCACCCCCGAAGAUCAAGCCGAAGUUGACCAUCUCGAGCUUUGAGAAGAUCUUCUUCGACAUACGCAUCACCUUCUCCGAGCACCCGUACCUGACGAUAGGAUGUGUAGCCGGUCUCGCUCUGGGUUGUGCUUCAUGGUUCCGUGGGCGGCUCCGCAGGAAUCGCGGCCAUUUCCGCCUGGAAGAUACCCUACCCAUCAAGGAGCUGAAAGACGGCCUCCUGGGUAACACAGCCAACGGGAAGGUGGACUGA
This is a messenger RNA of Pseudomassariella vexata, 2295 nucleotides long. Its product is annotated as thioredoxin-like protein. The coding region runs from base 1 to 2295 and encodes 764 amino acids. The transcript is spliced from 3 exons. Gene Ontology annotation, molecular function: protein disulfide isomerase activity. Lineage: Eukaryota; Fungi; Ascomycota; Sordariomycetes; Amphisphaeriales; Pseudomassariaceae. Gene Ontology annotation, cellular component: endoplasmic reticulum. The record is from RefSeq and is a predicted model, not a curated record.